This is a messenger RNA of Cajanus cajan (pigeon pea), 1938 nucleotides long. RefSeq names its product Actin-like ATPase superfamily protein (gene NHO1). Gene Ontology annotation, biological process: glycerol metabolic process; triglyceride metabolic process; glycerol-3-phosphate biosynthetic process. Gene Ontology annotation, molecular function: glycerol kinase activity. The record is from RefSeq and is a predicted model, not a curated record. Lineage: Eukaryota; Viridiplantae; Streptophyta; Magnoliopsida; Fabales; Fabaceae. Gene Ontology annotation, cellular component: mitochondrion.
AUGAUCGGUUUCACUAAAAACAAGGAUUAACAUGGUUGGGAUUUCCGAAGAAAGUGGGUGUUUUGUGGUCAACCCUGAUAAAUAAGGAGAGAGGAAGAUGAUGGGCAUUUGGUUUUAGGUUUGGUUUUGUUGUGAGCGGAAGAAGAUGUCGAAGGAGGAGGAGGUGUUCAUAGGCGCGAUCGACCAGGGUACGAGCAGCAGCAGGUUCAUAAUAUACGACGGGACGGCAACGGCAAUCGGAUGCCACCACGUGGAGUUCACGCAGUUCUACCCGGAGGCUGGGUGGGUGGAGCACGAUCCCAUGGAGAUCGUUGAGAGCGUCAAGGUCUGCGUCGCCAAGGCCGUCGACAAGGCCACCGCCGAUGGCUUCAACGUCGAUAAGGGUCUCAAGGCCAUCGGUCUCACCAAUCAGAGGGAGACCACUCUCCUUUGGAGUAAAUCCACUGGCCUCCCUCUCUACAACGCUAUUGUUUGGAUGGACGCUCGCACUUCCACCAUUUGCAGGAGACUGGAAAAGGAGUUAUCCGGCGGCAGAAACCAUUUUGUGGAGAGGUGUGGCUUGCCUAUUAGCACAUACUUUAGUGCUGUGAAGCUGCUGUGGUUGAUGGAAAAUGUGGAUGCUGUGAAGGAGGCAAUAAAGAAGAAUGAUGCGCUGUUUGGAACUAUUGACACUUGGUUGAUAUGGAAUCUAACUGGUGGGGUGAAAGGGGGAUUGCAUGUCACUGAUGUUUCCAAUGCAUCCCGGACAAUGCUCAUGAAUCUAAAAACCCUUGAUUGGGACGCGUCUAUCUUAGAAACCCUUAAAAUUCCUGCUCAAAUUUUGCCUAAAAUUGUUAGCAAUGCUGAAGUUAUAGGAGAGAUUGGGUCUGGAUGGCCAGUUGCUGGGGUGCCUCUUGCUGGAUGUUUAGGGGAUCAACAUGCAGCCAUGUUGGGACAAGCAUGCCGUAGAGGGCAGGCUAAAAGCACUUAUGGCACAGGUGCUUUCAUACUGCUAAAUACUGGGGAAGAGAUAAUUAAAUCAACGCAUGGUCUUUUAUCCACUGUAGCCUUUAAGCUUGGCCCAGAAGCUCCAACCAAUUAUGCAUUGGAAGGGUCAGUUGCUAUUGCUGGAGCCGCAGUGCAGUGGCUCAGAGACAGCCUUGGCAUCAUUUCCAGUGCUCCAGAGAUAGAGGAGCUGGCAUUACAGGUUGAAAACACUGGUGGGAUUUACUUUGUUCCCGCUUUCAAUGGAUUGUAUGCUCCAUGGUGGCGUGAAGAUGCUCGUGGGGUUUGCAUUGGAAUAACAAGGUUUACAAGCAAGGCGCACAUUGCUCGAGCCGUGCUUGAGAGCAUUUGUUUCCAAGUGAAAGAUGUCUUGGAUUCAAUGCAUAAAGAUUCAGGAAAUGUUGAAUCCAAAACAGAGGAGUUUUUGCUUAGAGUGGAUGGUGGGGCAACUGUUAACAACCUGUUGAUGCAGAUUCAGGCAGAUUUGUUGGGAAAUCCAGUGAUUAGACCUACUGACAUAGAGACAACGGCACUUGGAGCAGCCUAUGCUGCAGGAUUAGCUAUUGGGAUUUGGAAUGAAGAUAAUGUUUUCGAUACUAAGGUGAAGAUGAAGAAUGCUAAUGUUUUCCGCCCCCAAAUUGCUGAGGAAGUGAGGAAAAAGAAAGUGGAGGGUUGGUGCAAAGCUAUUAGUAGAACUUUUGACUUGGCUGAUCUUGCUAUUUGAUCUUGAUGAUCUUUUCCCGCAUUUUUUUAAUGUCCUUUACUUCUGAGUGCAACAUCUUAUAUAUAGUCUUAUUAGUCACUAAAAUGAAGGGAAUAAUUGUAUAAACUAUCAAGUAUCAAAUAAAUUUGGCGUUUUGUUUUUAUUUUGUUCCUUCUUUUCCUUGUAUUUGGAGAAGGAAAAAAAACAUUGCAUAAAAUGGAAGAAUUACAUGAGUGGAAGUUUCUUAUUAA